AUUUCACUUUUACAACUCCUGUUGUUAGGUGUAAGAAGUCUCCCAUUGAAGCCAUGGCCAGGAACAUGACUCUUCUGUGGGGCUCUGGCUCUCCUCCGUGCUGGAGGGUUAUGAUCGCCCUGGAGGAAAAGAAGCUGCAGGGCUACAACAGCAGACUGCUGUCCUUUGAUAAAGAGGAGCACAAGUCCCAGGAAGUGUUCAGUAUCAAUCCGAGGGGUCAGGUGCCAUCUUUUAAACAUGGAGACAUUAUUGUCAAUGAAUCCUAUGCAGCCUGUUUUUACCUGGAGAGCCAGUUUAAGUCUCAAGGAACAAAGCUGAUCCCAGACAGCCCUGAGGAAGUAGCACUGAUGUACCAACGCAUGUUUGAGGGCCUCACUUUCUAUGAUAAACUAACUGCCAUUAUUUUCUAUGAAUACUAUGUCCCUGAAGGCGAGAGGCUCGACUCAGCUCUGAAGAGACAUAAAGAUGCCCUGACCAUGGAGCUGAAACUCUGGGAGGGUUAUCUGCAAAACAGGGACUCUGGCUCUAACCUGGCAGGGAAGUAUUUUACGCUGGCAGAUGUAGUCAUUUUUCCAACUGUAGCUACUCUUUUUAGAUUUGGGUUGUCGGAAAAACGUUACCCCAAACUGGGAGAGUACUAUGCUCUGCUGAGGGAGAGGCCAAGCAUCAAAGCCAGCUGGCCUCCUCAUUGGCUGGAGAACACCAAGGGACAAGACACCCUGAAGGACAUUUAAAAAAGAAAGAUUUCAGUCAGUCUGUGAAUGUAUUUCUUUAGUUGUUUUUUGCAACAAUGUUUUUCUCAUCUCUCUCAAUAAUUGCAAUUGGUCGUUGCGUCUUUAACUAUCAUCUUGUAAAAUACAGUACAAACAUGGUGAUAUAUUUCUCAAUAAAAAUGUGUGUACUUUUCUGA
This is a messenger RNA of Girardinichthys multiradiatus, 910 nucleotides long. RefSeq names its product glutathione S-transferase A-like. NCBI's taxonomy places the organism in Eukaryota, Metazoa, Chordata, Actinopteri, Cyprinodontiformes, Goodeidae. The transcript is spliced from 6 exons. The record is from RefSeq and is a predicted model, not a curated record. The coding region runs from base 54 to 734 and encodes 226 amino acids.